Messenger RNA from Pyricularia grisea, 2184 nucleotides. RefSeq lists its product as uncharacterized. Gene Ontology annotation, molecular function: protein binding; signaling receptor complex adaptor activity. Gene Ontology annotation, cellular component: cytoplasm; heterotrimeric G-protein complex. Gene Ontology annotation, biological process: G protein-coupled receptor signaling pathway. The transcript is spliced from 5 exons. The record is from RefSeq and is a predicted model, not a curated record. NCBI's taxonomy places the organism in Eukaryota, Fungi, Ascomycota, Sordariomycetes, Magnaporthales, Pyriculariaceae. Bases 175 to 1254 code for a protein of 359 amino acids.
CCUCAACUUUCACAUCGCCUCUUUUUCCCUCCCAAUCUCCCGUCUCUUCGCUGCGAAACCCGCCAGUUCAAUUCAGCUCCGACCAGCAGUUCGGAACGCACGAUCCCAUCAAUCCAUCGUCAUCCACCAGACAAGCCAGUGCCGACCGCUGUAUUCGAUUAACGGGCGCCAACGAUGGAUUCACAACGGUCAAAUGAGGUUUCGCCAGAAGCCAUGCAGGCGCGCAUCCAGCAGGCGCGUCGCGAGGCCGAGACUCUCAAGGACCGGAUCAAGAGGAAAAAGGACGAGCUUGCCGACACGACACUCCGCACAGUUGCUCAGCAAGCACAUGAGCCGAUCCCCAAGAACCAGCUGAUGAAGGCCAAGCGAACCCUCAAAGGCCAUCUCGCCAAAAUCUACGCCAUGCACUGGUCCACUGACCGAAGGCACCUCGUUUCAGCAUCUCAGGACGGCAAGCUAAUCAUCUGGGACGCCUACACAACGAACAAGGUCCACGCCAUUCCCCUAAGAUCGUCCUGGGUUAUGACAUGCGCCUACGCACCGAGCGGCAACUAUGUGGCGUGCGGUGGUCUGGAUAACAUCUGCUCAAUCUACAACCUCAACCAGAACCGAGACGGCCCGACAAGGGUGGCUCGCGAACUCUCGGGCCACGCCGGAUACCUUUCGUGCUGUCGCUUCAUCAACGACCGAAGUAUUCUUACAUCAUCAGGAGACAUGACCUGCAUGAAGUGGGAUAUUGAGACAGGCACCAAAGUCAUCGAGUUCGCCGACCAUUUGGGUGAUGUAAUGAGCAUCAGCUUGAACCCUACAAACCAAAACACCUUCAUUUCGGGUGCCUGUGAUUCCUUCGCCAAGCUUUGGGAUAUCCGUGCAGGAAAGGCUGUGCAGACUUUCGCCGGCCACGAGUCGGACAUCAACGCCAUUCAAUUUUUCCCAGACGGCCACUCUUUCGUCACGGGAUCCGAUGAUGCCACCUGCCGACUUUUCGAUAUCCGUGCCGACCGAGAGCUCAAUGUUUAUGGAUCCGAAUCUAUCCUCUGCGGAAUCACAUCUGUUGCGACAUCGGUUUCAGGCAGGCUGCUUUUCGCAGGUUAUGACGACUUUGAGUGCAAGGUCUGGGAUAUCACCCGUGGCGACAAGGUCGGAUCUUUGGUCGGUCACGAGAACCGGGUCAGCUGUCUGGGCGUGAGCAAUGAUGGCAUAAGUUUGUGCACUGGUUCAUGGGACUCUCUGCUCAAGAUCUGGGCAUACUGAGCACACACCGACAGUGAUUACCCAAGGAUCUUUAUUCUAUACUCUGGAUACCCCACAAAGAAUCCGGCCGGGGGGAAGCUAAGAACAAAUCUCGAAACCUUUCAAGCAGCCAUAUGCGAGAUUCACCUUCUACCUGGUCUCCUAAUUUUACUGCCACAAAGCCACUGGACUCUCGACGGCUGCUCGAAGCAGGAUCUUUGUCGGCAGUACUUUCUUGUACUAGCACGCUUUCCUUUCGGGUUCAGAUGUUACCUACCUACCUAUCUGAUAUUGGCACGUUACGCUUUCAUUCAACCAGCGAAGAUUUGGUCACAAAAAGCUGAUGGGCAGACUACAUGGCGAUGAUUCACCUGCUACACACUGAUUUCCUUUUUAUUUCCUCUUUUUCUGUUCCUGUUCCUUUUCCCCUCUGCUUUUCCUGUUUCCCUUGGUCUUGUAAGUCCGGCAGCGAUGUAGCUACCACCUUGUUCAGUUGGCUAUACCUUGCAUGUUAUGUUACUUUUUAUACUUUAUACCACCGCCAUCACACCAUUUAUGUCCAUUUUAUGUUGUUUUCGUUAUAUCUAGGUUGUGUCGGCUUACGUCGGAAGGGAGAAACUUACACGUGAUUUCGGGUUUGGGUGGCCACAGGAAACCCACCUAGUCUAGGUUUUCUUUGGAACCUCGCGGUCCUGUCUCGGGUGUUUGCGAGGGGAGUUUGAGGUUUUACGGAGGCCCAAAACAGUUAAUGGAAGUCAUUUUGCCGGAGGGAGCCUUGCUUUUGGGGCUGUAGUCUGAGUUGGUAAGGGGGGUGGUUGUCCUCUUGACUGGUUUCUCGAUUCUCGGACGUGGGGAAUCGAUUACGGGGCAAAACAAAAAAAAGGCUGUUGUGUUCUUACUACCUGUAUCUAUCUACUCGUUCACGACAGCUCUGCUUAAUCUAUUCUAACA